UCUAAUACAAGUAAACAUCAAAGUUGACGAAGCUAACUUCCUCCCGCCAGGAGCGGAAUCAGCCGAUGACGAUGGAGUAUUGACUAAUAGUCUCCGGAUGAUCCGGUAAACAAAAUCUCUCCUCAUUACUUCCAGAAAAACCUCACUGUGACCCCAAUGCAGACACUAACAAAUAGGGCGAGAAUGCCCAUCUUUUAUUGGUCAAUAAUCCCCAGAAUUACCCUGUCCAAUGUGCCAAUCUUCAUGAUCCGUUUAACAAAUUAUCUCUCGUCACAUUAUAGACUACCAUUUUCAGACAUCUUAACCUCGCCCAUUUCUUCAAUUGAAGAUGGAGGCGAAUGCUAUAAUGAUGGAUGGAUCUUACAAGGGGAAUGAGUUGGUGCGACUUCACCACGAUUCCGAUAGUGAGGCCAAGCCCUUGAAAGAACUCAAUGGACAAAUAUGCCAGGUAUGCGGAGAUAGUGUUGGCCAAGAAGCCAAUGGUGAUGUUUUUGUUGCCUGCAGCAAGUGUGCCUUACCAGUUUGCAGGCCUUGUUAUGAAUAUGAAUGCAAAGAUGGAUAUGGUUGCUGUCCUCAGUGCAAGACCAGAUACAAGAGACAUAAAUGGAGUUCUGGAGUUGAUGAAAAUGCUGAAGGGGAUGGAAUCGAUGACCUGGAAAAUGAAUUUAACUAUACACAAGGACUUUGCUUAACUUGGCAUCAAUGUGAUAGAGAGGAUGGUGAUCUAUCGUCAUCUUCUAGAAAUGAAUUUCAACCUAUCCAUCUUCUCACUCACGAGCGUCAUGUGUCAAGUGAAACUGAUAGUGGCACACUUGACAGUCAGUCAAUGGGAUCGAGUUCUGGUUCUUUUGGAUUUGGAAGUGCUGAUUGGAAGGAAAAGGUUGAUGAUUGGAAGUUUAAACCGGAGAAAAACAGUAUGCAAUCGGUCAGCAGAUACUCUGAAUCUGGUGAAGAACUGCAAAUGACUGAUGUUGAUCGUCGACCCAUGAGUCGUGUGGUUCCUAUUUCUUCUAAUCACCUGACUCCUUAUCGUUUAGUCAUCAUCAUCCGGCUAAUUAUAUUGGGCUUCUUUCUUCAAUACCGAUGCACACAUCCAGUGAAGGAUGCAUAUCCAUUGUGGUUGAUUUCAGUUAUCUGUGAAGUUUGGUUUGCAUUAUCCUGGCUUCUUGAUCAAUUCCCUAAAUGGUCACCUGUCAAUCGUAAGACAUAUAUCGAUAGAUUAACAAUGAGGUAUGAUAGGAUUGGGGAGCCAUCACAAUUGGCACCAAUUGAUGUAUUUGUCAGUACUGUAGAUCCACUAAAAGAACCUCCUAUUAUUACUGCUAAUACUGUGUUGUCGAUCCUCUCCGUGGAUUACCCUGUGGAUAAGGUUUCUUGUUAUGUUUCUGAUGAUGGAUCAUCAAUGUUAACAUUUGAAUCUAUCUCAGAAACCGCAGAGUUUGCCAGGAUAUGGGUUCCAUUCUGUAAGAAGCAUGACAUUGAGCCAAGGGCUCCUGAAUUUUAUUUUAAUCAGAAGAUGCUAUUUUAUAAGGAAAUGACAAAACCUUCCUUUGUAAAAGAGUACAGGGCAAUGAAGAGAGAAUAUGAAGAAUUCAAGGUAAGAAUCAAUGCACUUGUAGCAAAAGCUCAAAAUGCACCAGAAGCAGGAUGGAAGAUGCAUGAUGGUAAUCCUUGGCCUGGUAAUAACCAUAGAGAUCAUCCCGGAAUGAUUCAGGUGUUCUUAGGACACACUGGAGGUGUUGAUAUUAACGGAAACGAGCUACCACGACUAGUUUAUGUUUCGCGCGAAAAGCGCCCAGCGUUUCCACAUCACAAGAAAGCUGGAGCUAUGAAUGCUUUGGUCCGGGUUUCUGCUGUGCUGACAAACGGUGCAUUUCUUCUGAACGUCGACUGUGAUCACUACUUCAACAAUAGCAAAUGUCUUAAGGAGGCAAUGUGCUUUAUGAUGGAUCCCGUACUUGGAAAGAAAAUAUGUUUCGUACAGUUCCCUCAAAGAUUUGACGGCAUUGAUUUGCAUGAUCGAUAUGCUAAUCGCAAUAUUGUCUUUUUCGAUAUCAACUUGAAAGGGCUGGACGGCAUACAGGGCCCAGUUUAUGUGGGUACUGGAAGUUGUUUCAACAGACAAGCCUUAUAUGGAUAUGAUCCAGUCUUAACCGAGGAGGAUUUGGAACCCUGUGGCUAUCAAAAUCAGGAUGAUAACAGGAUGGCAAUCCAACUAAGAGACUCAACUGUUCCCAUAUUUAGUUCAGAGGAUGUUUAUGAAGACGAUAUUAUUGAAGGAUAUGUUGAUGAGACAUCACACAUGUAUGAGAAAAAUUUGGAGAAACGGUUUGGACAAUCUUCAGUGUUCAUUGAAGCCACGUUCAUGGAGCAAGGAGGUAUUCCACCACCAGCAGAUCCGGCUAUUCUUCUCAAGGAAGCAAUACAUGUAAUUAGCUGUGGCUACGAGGAGAAGACCCAGUGGGGCAAAGAGAUUGGUUGGAUUUAUGGGUCGGUGACUGAGGAUAUAUUAACGGGUUUCAAAAUGCAUUCAAGAGGAUGGAUAUCAACAUAUUGCAUGCCGACUAGGCCAGCCUUUAAGGGUUCUGCUCCGAUUAAUCUUUCUGAUCGUUUGAACCAAGUCCUUCGAUGGGCUUUGGGAUCUAUCGAGAUUCUUUUGAGUCGGCAUUGUCCAAUAUGGUAUGGUUAUGAUGGGAAACUCAAGUUAUUGCAGAGGUUGGCAUAUAUUAACACAAUUAUAUAUCCCAUAACAUCAAUUCCUCUUAUUGCUUACUGUAUACUGCCAGCUAUCUGUCUUCUCACAGGAAAAUUCAUUGUUCCAGAGAUAAGUAACUAUGCAAGCACAUGGUUCAUCCUCCUAUUUGUUUCCAUAUUUGCCACUGGAAUCCUUGAGCUUAGAUGGAGUGGAGUUAGCAUAGAAGAUUGGUGGAGAAACGAACAAUUCUGGGUGAUUGGUGGAACAUCAGCUCAUCUCUUUGCCGUUUUUCAGGGGAUUAUGAAAGUGGUUGCAGGAAUCAACACUAACUUUACAGUUACUUCAAAGGCUUCAGAGGAAGGUGAUGACUUCGUUGAGCUUUACAUGUUCAAAUGGACUUCUCUUCUUAUACUUCCUACUACCAUCCUCGUAAUGAAUUUGGUUGGCAUUGUGACUGGCAUCUCGUUUGCAGUAACUAGCGGGUAUCCUUCUUGGGGUCCGCUUUUUGGGAAACUUUUAUUCGCUACAUGGGUUAUCUUACAUUUGUAUCCGUUCCUUAAGGGAUUGAUGGGAAGGAAGGGUCGUAUGCCUACUAUGGUCAUUGUUUGGUCUAUACUUAUUUCUUCGAUAUUUUCCCUUCUUUGGGUGAGAAUUGAUCCCUUUUCUUCCAAACUUAUGAAUACUAAAGGUCCAUGUGGAGUUGACUGCUAGAAAUAUAGACAGGUUUCACAGUUUUUUUUAGGGGUGGAAAUGGCUGUUUAGUUUUUUUAAUCUUAUUUUUAUGAUUUUUUAGAACACUUAGGAAAGAGGUUAGAAGUUGCCCACAUUUCGUGGUCUUGUGUAUAAGUUUUUUUUUUCAGAUUGUGAUUAGUGAAACAUUAUUACAUUCUCCUUUUUUUGAAAUAGUUAGUUUUUAUUGCGAUUAUUGUUGA
Messenger RNA from Impatiens glandulifera, 3627 nucleotides. Its product is annotated as probable cellulose synthase A catalytic subunit 1 [UDP-forming]. Gene Ontology annotation, cellular component: plasma membrane; trans-Golgi network. The transcript has 13 exons. Gene Ontology annotation, biological process: cellulose biosynthetic process; plant-type primary cell wall biogenesis. Gene Ontology annotation, molecular function: cellulose synthase (UDP-forming) activity. NCBI's taxonomy places the organism in Eukaryota, Viridiplantae, Streptophyta, Magnoliopsida, Ericales, Balsaminaceae. Bases 329 to 3406 code for a protein of 1025 amino acids. The record is from RefSeq and is a predicted model, not a curated record.